This is a messenger RNA of Echinops telfairi (small Madagascar hedgehog), 13873 nucleotides long. RefSeq names its product tet methylcytosine dioxygenase 1 (gene TET1). Gene Ontology annotation, cellular component: nucleus. Bases 1 to 6468 code for a protein of 2155 amino acids. The transcript is spliced from 11 exons. The record is from RefSeq and is a predicted model, not a curated record. Gene Ontology annotation, biological process: positive regulation of transcription by RNA polymerase II; oxidative demethylation. Gene Ontology annotation, molecular function: DNA binding; DNA 5-methylcytosine dioxygenase activity; zinc ion binding. NCBI's taxonomy places the organism in Eukaryota, Metazoa, Chordata, Mammalia, Afrosoricida, Tenrecidae.
AUGUCUCCAUCCCACAAUGCAAGGGCUUCUCGACCAGUCAGGAGGGAGGAUCUCAACAAACAGAAACUCAAACAACCGAAGACGACUUCCAAGGCAACCAACAAAAAGGUGACCUCCCUCCAGUCUGUCAGCCCUGGGAAAGGAAAACCAUUAAUUCAAGAGAGAAAUGUUAAGAAAAAAACAGAGCCCAAACCUCCCAUGCCAGUCAGAGGCCUUCUGACAAGGGCUGGAGCUGCACGAAUGAAUCUGGAAAGGAAUGAGGUUCUUCAUCGGAACCCAGAAUCCUUAACUAGCACUGGGUUUACUAUGGCUCUCAGAAGAACCUCCCUGAGUAGGCGUCUCUCCCAGCCUCCAGUGGUUGUAACCAAACCUAAGAAAGUUCUGCCGUCUAAGAAUUUAGAAAAGCAAGAGUGUGAGUAUGAGGUGGUCACUGAUGUGGGAGUACGACACUCUGAAAAUCAAUCAGACUCAAUGCAAGAUCCCCCAAUCCCCCCUGACAUUGAUAAUCUAAUUGAUGUACAAAAGUCAUCUUUAAUUAAAAGUGAGAGCCAAAAGACAACCCAGUCUUUGUCCCAAAGGGUUGAAGAAGCCAAAACCAACAUUACCACCCACAGUGGCUUGGCAGUAGAGAUCCAUUCUAGGCCAUUGGAAGGGGGGACACAUGAAGAAGAGCUAUUCUCGGGAGAGACAUUAAAUGAUAUCAAUGAUUACACUAGAAAGUUUACACAAGACGCUGAAUGGGCUCCUUUGCCCCCAAGCACAAUCUCCAAGGUUACCUCUGAAAGAAACACCAGGGAUCAGUUAGAAGAUUUGGGUUCACGAGUAGAAUCUCUUAAGCUAUCCGAUUCUUACUUGGAUCCCUUGAAAGAUGAGCAUGAUUGCAAUCCCACCUCCAGCUUUAAUAAUGUUAUAUCGGAAAUAGACUUUCAAAACUGCUUGUCUGUUGGUGGGUCUGUGUAUCCUACCUCUUUAUUAAAACUCCUGGCAGGCUCAGAACAAGAACCCCUUGGUGCUAACAUAAACCAUCAGGAGGUCCUCAGAGCCACCCUAGAGCAACAGGAAGUUUCUGGUGCUGCUCCAAAUCAACAACAAAUUCCUGACUCCAGCUCUGUCCUAGGUGAGGCCUUCAGUGCUACCCCACACCAGUGGGAAGUUCCUGGUACUAACCCAGUUCAUGGAGAGGUCCUAGGGGAGACCUCACACUUUCCAGAGGUUCCUGGUGCCAUUCCAGUCCAAGAGGAGGUCUUUAGUGCCAUCCUAGACCAACAAGAAGCCCUUGGUAUGAGUGGUGGUGCUGUCCCAGAUCUGCCUGUCUUCUUUGCUGCUCCUCCAGACUCAACUGUUACCUGUCAUGUUCUCUCAGAGUGGCCUGAACCCCAGAGCGCUGUCUCAUGUGGGCCGGAGGCCCAGGGUGCUAUGCAGAUUUUGCCUUUGGACUGCUCAGGUCACACGCCUCAGUCAUCGACAUACUCUGAGAAAAGCUUGAUACCUCCAGCAAUGGCUCUUAGCAAUAAAGAAAACGAAAAGCAGGUUCAUAACAAUGUUCUGCCAAUUUACCUUCCCAGGUUUGCAAUAGCCCCUGAAAGAGGACUGUACCCGGCUCCGCUGAGUGCUCAACUCGCCCAGUCCGGCCCUAGCAUAACCGUAGGCGGGAGUUCCCAGGUCCACAUGACCGGCACCCUUGGUGUUGUUAAUCUCCCACUGGUGUCUGUGUCACUUCCUAGUACUUCGUCUUCACCCUCCGCAACUUUGCUACCUACUUUGGGAAAGAAGAAACGAAAGAGAUGUGGAGUCUGUGGACCCUGCCAGCAGAAGGCGAACUGUGGUGACUGUACUUACUGUAAGAACAGAAAGAAUAGCCAUCAGAUCUGUAAGAAGAGAAAAUGUGAAGAGCUGAAAAGGAAACCCUCCCUCAGUGCUCCUCCGGAGGUUAUUAAAGAAAACAAGAGGCCCCAGAGGGAAAAGAAGCCCAAAGUUUUAAAGGCACAAUUUGACAACAAACUAGUAAAUGGCCCCAAGUCAGAAUCCAUGGAACACAGUAACUGUGGCCAUGGGGAAGAACAAAGAUUGGAGUUGAACCCAUAUCCCCUUGACAAUGUAACCAGAACGGAGGAGAGCAUGACAGGCAUUGAAGUGGAAAAAUGGACACAAAACAGGAGAACACAUUUAAGUGAUCACGUCAAAGGAGAUUUCACUGCUCCUGUCACAGGAGCUGAAAAAGUGAAAAACACCGAAGAUGACAAGAAAAAAGCCCCGCUUAGUGACCUUGAACCUCAAAAGCUACUAUCACAAACUGUAAGAAACGGCAUAAAAAAUGUACACUACCUACCACUUGAAACAAAUGUGCCAUUUAAAAAAAUUAAUAUUGAAUUUGGCAAGGCACUUGAAAACAAUUCCUACAAAUAUCUGAAAGACACCGCAAACCCUAACAAUGUCGCGUGCUCCAUAGCCACCAGCCAGAGCUGUGCGCAUCUCAGCGCAGGAAGUAAUGGCUUAGUCUUCCAGAAACCUGGCUUUAACGACAAGUCCGUUCUAGAUCCCACACGCUUGAAUCUUAAAAGUCAGCAUGGUCUGUAUAAUAAAAGUGAACAGCCAAAAACUCCCGAGAGUAUACCAAUUAAAGAACCAAAGGAUGGGUCUCCUGUUCAGCCGACUCUUUUAUCCCUAAUGAGAGAGAGAAUGUUAACAGCGGAGCAGAUGGUGGCCAUAGAGGCCCUGACUCAACUUUCAGAAGCGCCAUCAGAGAAUUCCUCACCAUCAAAGUCAGUGAAGGAUGAAGAAACGGGCCAGAGAACUGCUAGCUUGCUUAACACCUGUAAAGCUUUCCUUUGCUCUGUUCGCAAAGACCUCCAAGACCCAAACUCUCAAGCUGAGCCACAAAUCUUACACCAUUCUCCAUCUUUGGAAAAACAAAAUUCAUGCAAUAUGGUGGUGUUCAAUGGUCAAAAUAACAUUGCCAAUCCAAACAACAGCCUAGCUACUAAUCGAGGAUCCACUAAGGCACAGGUAUAUUCAAAACUCACGAGCUUAGUACCUCUGCUUAAAUCAAAUUCAUCUAAAAUGAACAUCAACAAAAAUGUUGCCCGUGGUAGAAGUCCGCUUGACAAUCAUUCUAAGGGUUUGCAUCAGAUCCCACCAAGAAGUAGUAAAUUGGGAGGCUCUCUUCAAUUAGUGCACAGCAGUAAUAAGAUGGACCUCGAUCUGUCAGGUCAGGAUGCGGUUCAUAGUCAAAUAGAGGAAGAUGUUGCAGCACAGUUAACACAAUUAGCCUCAAGAAUUGAAUUUAAUUUUAUAAAACCAGAGGACAAAAAAUGUAAAAGUAUAUCAACGAGCCUUUCUGCAUGUAAUGCACAGCAAAAAUGUAGUCAGGAAAAGGGCAUAAUAAAAAAGAAGCCACGCUCAAAUGUUCAGAAUAAUCAUGGAUCAUCCUUAACAAAGCAGAAGAGACAAGCUCAGAAAAAGAAAGCCAACCCCCCGAGUGAUCAACGAAAAAAGAGGCCUGCAGUCACACCUAGCGUAGGCAGUGACCGGAAGAGGCAGGAACAGCUAUCAUCUGAGUAUCUAAAGUUACAUGGCAUUUGGAUGGGAUCUAAAUUUCAAAGAUAUGGACAUGUGGGCCCACAUCGAUUUCCGAUUCAGAUGGGAACAAUUUCUCCCCAACAGAAAGUAUCUGAGCCACAAAUUCAAACAAAUUCUACAAGACAGCAUAACAAAUUAUUCUCUCCCAUCACUCAGAUAAAGAUUGAGAGAUAUCAUCCUCAAAUAGCACAGGAAAAGUUAAUCAAGUUCGAACCUUUGGAUUCAUCCUUUCUAUCCCCGUUCAAAACAGGGCAGGUGUUUAUAGACAAAGGUUCCAGUUCUCAGGUACCAUCAACAGGGAUUGCUAAUCAGAAAACUCAUCCGUUGCCCCAGCCCCCCUUGACACUUAACCCAUUUGCUCACUUCAUGGCUGGCAAGGACCAAACACAGCAUCAGCAGGAUACUAAAGAGCACCUGGUGCAUGAGAGGCUGCUGACGUUGCCUGGCAUCUCUCAUGAGAGACCUCUAUCUGACCCAGCACAAAUUCUCAGGAAUGUAAAUGCAGUAAGUUCAGGUGGACAUGUAGUGGUUUCAACCAAAAUGGAAGAGGAUGUCUACUCCUUUAGUACUGGAACAUCCACAUUUUCUCCAGGACAGAACACACAGAAAAGUUUUCAUGAUGAUGCCUUGAACUCCUUUACUCCUCCCCCAAAAGAACAGGGGUCCUCACCAAACGAUGCUGAUCCACCCACCUGCACCUGCACCUAUCAGAGUCGACUUAUACAAAAAGACAAAGGUCCAUAUUAUACACACCUUGGGGCAGGACCAAGUGUUGCAGCUGUCAGGGAAAUCAUGGAGAAUAGGUUUGGUCAAAAAGGAAAUGCAAUCAGAAUUGAAAUUGUGGUUUAUGCUGCAAAAGAAGGAAAAAGUUCUCAUGGUUGUCCCAUUGCUAAGUGGGUUUUAAGAAGAAGCGGUGAUGAAGAAAAAGUUCUGUGUCUGGUCCGGCAGCGUAGAGGCCACCACUGUUCAACAGCUGUAAUGGUAGUGCUCAUCAUGGUAUGGGAAGGCAUCCCUCUCCCCAUGGCUGACAGAUUAUACACGGAGCUCACCGAGAGUCUAAAGUCAUACAAUGGUCAUCCCACAGCACGAAGAUGCACCCUCAAUGAAAAUCGUACCUGUACAUGUCAAGGAAUUGAUCCAGAGGCUUGUGGAGCUUCUUUCUCAUUUGGCUGUUCUUGGAGUAUGUACUUCAAUGGCUGCAAAUUUGGUAGAAGUCCAGCCCCCAGAAAAUUUCGAAUUGAUCCAAGUUCUCCCUUAAAUGAAAAAAUCCUUGAAGACAAUUUACAGAGUUUGGCUACGAGUUUAGCUCCAAUUUAUAAGCAGUAUGCCCCUGUUGCUUAUAAAAACCAGAUAGCGAAUGAAGAAAUUGGCCGAGAUUGUCGCCUUGGGUAUCAGGAAGGCCGUCCUUUCUCUGGUGUCACUGCUUGCCUGGAUUUUUGUGCCCACCCCCACAGAGACAUUCAUAAUAUGAAUAAUGGAAGCACUGUGGUUUGUACUUUAACCAGAGAAGAUAACCGCUCAUUGGGAGUCAUUCCUGAAGAUGAGCAGCUCCAUGUGCUACCUCUAUACAAACUUUCAGACACAGAUGAGUUUGGCUCAAAGGAAGGAUUGGAAGCCAAAAUCAAAUCUGGGGCCAUCCAGGUCCUCACACCUCGUAGUAAAAAAAUUAAACAUUUUACUAUGCCUGUUCCUCGUUGUGGGAAGAAGCGGGCGUCGAUGAUGACAAAGAUUCUCACUAACAAGAAGAACGAGAAGAAGCUCGUUCCUGCCAUGAAGCGGAAGAAGUAUAAUCCAACAACCAACAAUCGUAAGGCGUCAUCACUGCCUCUUUUAGGGUGUAAAACUGAGACCUUGCAACCUGAAAUAAAAAGUGAAACUGAACCGCACUUUAUCUUCAAAGGUUCAGACAACACUAAAACCUACUCAAUGAUCGCAUCCAUUCCUCGCUCAGCGAAAGAGGCCAACAUGCCUCCAGGCUUCUCCUGGUCCCCCAAGGCUACUUCAACCACAGCAGCUCCUUGUCAGAAUGAUGCAGCAGUGUCCUCCAGGUUUCCAGAAAGCAGUAGCAACCCCUACUGCAAAAUGCCUUCUCCCAGACUCAGUGGUGCUAAUGUACCUGCUGAGGAAAACUUGGGAAUUGCACCAUCUGAUGACUCAGUUCCUCUUACUCCCAUUUCUACUCCCAUGACAGAUUCCCUGGUUUAUUCUGAGUCUCCCAGUGGUCCAACUGAGCAGCUAACAACUAAUUGGCAAAACCAGCAGCCCCCGCCUAUCACCUCUCAAGAACUUGCUCCCACUGGGAUGGAAGAAGACGAUCCGCAGUCUGAAGCAGAUGGUCCUUUGUCUGAUGAGCCUCCUUCAAAUGAUCCCCUGCCAGAUGCUGAGGACAAAUUGCCCCACAUCGAUGAGUAUUGGUCAGACAGUGAGCACAUCUUCUCAGAUGCCAAUAUUGGUGGGGUGGCAAUCGCACCGUCGCACGGCUCUGUAUUGAUUGAAUGUGCCCGGCGAGAGCUUCAUGCCACGACUCCUCUCGAGCGUCCAAAUCGGAGUCAUCCUACCCGCCUCUCCCUUGUCUUCUACCAGCACAAAAACCUGAAUCAGCCACAACACGGUUUUCAAGCAACCAAGAUGAAGUUUGAGGCUAAGGAGGCUACGAAUAAAAAAAGUGAGAUUUCAGAGCAGAAAGACAAGGAAUCUAAUGAAGUAGUAGUGUUCCCUGAACUGGCCCCUGAACCCUUCCCUGCCCCUGUCCCAGAAUCGUGCCCUGAAGGUAAUGCAUUGCACCAAAUUCCUUAUCAUAAAGCAGUAACAUCAACAAAAAACAAGUUUGUUACAGUGUCCUCUUAUGCUUUCACACAUGUUGCCGGGCCCUAUAAAAAGUGGGCCUGAAAGCUUCUCUCCCCUUCUUAAUGCCUUUGCUAGUGUAGUGUAUUUUUUCAAGGUGCUGGUAAAAGAAAAAUCAUGUUGUCGUUUACUAUAUCUUCAUCUCACCCAUUUGAAGGCUGAGGUUAAAAAAAAAAAAAAACAUAAACCGGGUGGGGGUUUCUUAACUCUGACUAUUUUGACAAUUAGUAGAAAGUGCACAUUUUAAGCAAAUAUAAAAGUUUUAUAGUUUUAAAUACAUAAAGAAAUGUUUUGGUUAGGUUUAACCUUGAUAGGAUCACCCAGUUUGGUGCUUUAAAUUAAGUCUGUUUAUUAUGAAACGAGUCAUUUUUAGAGGAUUUUAACAGGUUCAUGUUCUAUGAUGUAAAAUCAAGAUACACAGUGUUAACUCUACACAGCUCCUGGUGCUUAACCACAUUGACACAGUUAAAAAAUAAGCUGACUUAUUACUUCAUGGUGCCAUUGUUAAGACAUCUUCCGAUCAUUGCUAGUAAAUCGGCAUAUUCUUUUGAAGCAAACCAAUGAAAUGUUUUCUGCUGUACAAAAUAGUUUGUGUUGUUAGUAAUGGUUGGCGGCUGUUCAAAAAUUGUAAAUAUAUAUUUUAAAAGCACUUUCUAUUUUAAAAGUAACUUGAAAUAGUAUAAGAAGCCUAUUGUCUAUUGUUAGUGCAUAUUUGCAUACAAGAGAAAUCAUUUAUUCUUGCUGUGUAGAGUUUAUCUUGUUAAAUGCAAUAUGUGUUCUACUCAUGUAUAUGGUUUUGUUUUUGUUUUUCAGUAUAUUCUUAUUCUGUUAUCUACUUAUAGAAAGUAGAGACAAUAUAAAAAUUGUUAAAUGAUCUCUAAAGUCAGAAUUAGGCAACUUAUUGAUAUUUUCUUUGGAACUAAUUAAGAGUUGUCCCUUCUGAUUGAGUGAGCAAGUGGCCUCAUUUUAUCUUUACUCUGACUAUCCAUGAGAGCGAUUUCCAAAUGGAUACUGGAUAGAAUUGAUUUUGAAGAGUCAAAUGCUUCCAAUGUUAAAAUAUGAAAAUAAAUUAACUAACUACCCCUAACUGCCUUAUUUGUUCUGAAAGUUAAUCAGGUAUAAAAUUAGAAAAAAUUCUUGUUAAAAGUGUUAAGGACAAAUUUCCUUGUCAUUACACUGCCAGUGAAACUGAAGGAUUGGUAUUAUAAGCAUGGUUUUGUCCCUCCAGAAUUAUCCAAAUAGUUGAUCUCACCAUUUUAGUUUUGCAGAAAUUUUAUUUUAUCUUCUGUAAUUGACUAUACUGUGAUAGGAUGUCUAACCAACAGGAAAAUUGGCAUUCCACUUAUUGUAGUUGUUUCACUAUUUAUUCCCAUUCUUUAUUGACUUAUUUUCAAGCAAAACUAAAGAAACUAAAGAGAUCGCCCAAGUAAAAUGUUCAGAACAACAACAAAAUACUUGAUUCUGUUAAAAUGCAGAGGUGCUAUAACAUUUAAAAGUGUCAGUUUCCUUGGGAGUAUGGAAAACCUAAUGGUGCUUCUCCCUUGGAAAUGCCAUACGAAGCCCACAACCACUAAAACUCAUAAUUUUGGUGCAAAAGUAAAUAGUUUAAGCAAGCUCUCUAAAGAAAAACUUUGAACAUAUUAAUAUAAUUUAUGGUGCAAAGUAUAAAUGUCAAGCUUUUGACUUAUCCAAGUAAAAGAACAUGAAGGGGUUGCAAAUAACAAAACUUCAGUUGAGAGAGCAUCGUCCUGUACAACUAGAUCUCUGCUUUUGAAACAUGUACAAUAGGGUAAUUCAUUGACUUGGUUUAGUAUUUUGUGUGCCUUUGUUUUCCGUUUUAAAACAUGUACAUUUUUGUGAACCUAAGGUUUCCCAUACACAUAUAAGUAUAUAAAUAGUGAUUGUUUAUUGCUUCAGCUGCUCGAAUAAGAUAUUUACUAGUACUAGACUAUCAGGAAUAAACCCUUGUGAUUUUUAGGCUUUAGCUCCCACUCGAAAUUAUUUUCUCACUAGAUUUAAUGGAUAAAGUUUUAUAGCCUUUAUCCAUACAUCCACCUUCCAUUCUUUUGUUCUACGAGUAAUUACUGUAUGCUUCCAAAUGUUAAAUACGCCUUUGUUCUUUGAAUCACUACAUAAGACAUAGUGAACUUAAAGAAUUUAAAUCCUAAAGAUGUCCUGGCAAAUAUUAAAUUUCCCUCAAAACAGUCAUUAUGUCUGCAUUUAUCUAACCUUUUAAAAAUACUGAAGUUUAAACACCAGUGUUGAUUUAUGUGAAUAUUGGGAUUUGUGGUUUACCAAAACAACUACAUAAAAAUAUUCCGUGUUGACUAGCAUUUUGCCACUCCAUUGUAGUAAUGAAGUUCUUUUGUAGACUGCCUCAACUGUCAACCUCACCAUGGGAAACACAGGAUUCUGACCCAAGUGUAACCAUUUACUGUCUCAUUCUCUGCCCUGGGAUUAUAAGACAUUUUUUUUGUUUUAAUCUUAUUCAAUGUUCUGCAGCAUUGUGAUUAUAUGCUAGAUGCACUGUUUUUAGAAUGCUCCUUAUCAAGCAAACAAAUAAUUUACUUCUUUGAAGGCAUUUUCAUUCAGAAACUAUACAUCUAACAUUUUUAUUUUUCUGUUCUGAUUUUCUGUAAUGGUUCCCGUUUCAUCCGUGUUAAUUUGGGUUUUGAAUCUUCUGCCUUCUUUCAUGAUCUGAUAGUUGAAUUCAUUGACACAUAACCAUAAAACUGUUUAGCAUCAUGAGAAUAAGUCCUGUGUUUUGUAUAUACAAUCCUAUUCCCUGCAGCCCAUCAAAAACCACCUCUAAUAAAUUUUUCUUAGGCCAUUGUUUGAGGUUUUUUCUUAUACUUGUCAGCUUGUCCUACCUCUUGUUUUGAACUCUUCCAUAAAGUACCAAAUAAACCAUAUUAAAAACCUAAUUAUUAUUCAAAAGUGUCAAAAUAUGAAAACCUGUAGCUAUAGGGUGUUCUGUUUUAUUUGUCCAACAUGUUUUGCCUCUUAAAUAACCUUCCAGUGUCUUCAUUAUGCAAUCUGCAUGGAUGUGGGUUCUUCUCAUUUAUUAAAUAUAGAAUUUCAACUAGAUGCAAUCCGUAUCAAUUUAUUUAAGACAUAGUCUAACACAUACUUAAUUAAAUGCAUACACUUGUGUAAAUGAGCUACUGAUUUAAUUCACAUUUACUGGUAUUGUUAAACAAUUGCUAACUGAAAAUCGAGUGGAACAGAGCCAUCAACCACUCCACCUGAGGAAGAUGUGGCAGUCUGCCUCAUGAAAGAUUACAGCUUUGGAAGGCUAUGGGGCAGUUCUAAUCUGUCCUGUCGCACCUCUGGAUUGCAGUCAAUAAAAGGAAGUUGGUGUUCUUCCUCCUACUGUUCACUGUUUCACCAUAGCAUGUUUGAGGGUGACUCCAAAGGCAGUACAUAUACUUUUAAAACAUAGAUGUAGACAUUUUUUUCUGAGGCGAAGUUGUGAUAUUACUGCAUGACAACUUCCACCAAUAGUGGCACAGCAUUAUCUUUUAAUGUGCCAACAGAAUCAGUAGCUGUAUUCCACCUUUACUAAAAGAUAACUGUCUUCUAUUUCACAGUUUGUUAAUGCAUGGGGGAUUUUUGUGGCGUCUUGUUUUUGUCUAGAUUCAAUAAAAUUGUAAGUUCUGAAUUUUUAUAGAAAUUUAUGACAAGUGAAUUGUGAAAUAAGCUAUAUGGUUGUGGCCUCUCACAGCACUGGAAGUCACUUUCCAAGUCACAUAGUUCAGUCACUUAAAAAGCAGAAGUUAAGAUGGGUUUGUAAUUAACUUUGUAAGGUCACGGCCAUGUUUUGGGUAGUAGGGCUGUAGAUAAACAAAAUGUGCUCCCCCAGAGGAUCGUGUUAUUCAUUGGUAAAUAACCUUAUGUUGGCACAAAUCAAAAAUGGCUCUGGGUUAUUUCUGAGAGGUUUGGGGAGGGGGGCGGUGUUUAAAUUGCAGAAAGACACCCCUACUUGCAGAUUUAGUUGGCGGGGUGGCUUUUCAAAUAUCUAGCUGUCUUAUCAAAGGAAAUGGCCAAAAAAUAUCUGGCAAUAGGAAAAUUAUUUUAGAGUGGCAAUGCACCUAUUAGCUUGGUGAGUAAAUGCUUCUGUGACACAGGCUUUUAUUUCCUCUGAAAUUAGUGUUAUGCAUAUUGUGAAGUGCUAUACAGAUUAGGUGAUCGAAAUACUGAAAGAAGCAUAUUUCCAUUGUACAUACUAUCUACUCGUACUUUUUGUAUAUACUACGAUUCACAUCUAUUGCCUAUUUGGCCUAGCAUUGCUUAUUUUGGUAUGCGUUGUCUUCAUGUAUUACAAUUUUUAAAAAAAUAGUGCACAGCUGCUAAACUUGCCCAGAAAUGAUUUGAUCUGUAACUUCAGUGAUCUGAUCGUUGGCCAACCUGGGUGCUGAAAGAUCCAAAUCAUGCUCCAAGUUUAGCUUUCUUCUAAUAGUUGUUCAAAAUUAAAUUAUCUUUGGCUCUAGAAUGCAAUUCAAAAGUGAGGAUCCUUGGUACCUUUGGUUUUUCUUCUGUGUAUAAAAUAGAGGUUAGGUUCCUCCGUCUGAGAGGGUCCAAUUAGCUCCCAGGCAGAACAUCACUCUUUGUCCGUGUUGAAUACGAGGUAGAGAUGUUAUUGUCAGGUGUUAACAGAGCUAGCUAGUGUAACCCUUUUCUGUCUGGGUGAAACUUUGUAAAGCUUUGGCUAGCAAGUGUAAACAAUUUUCCCCAAAACAGCAAUGUUGUCCCCCACAGCUCUUAUGAAAGGUAUUCUUGCUUUAGUCAUGAACGAAAAACAUCUGUCAGAAACAUUUUAUUUUGAUAGAAAUAAUAGUGGAACAUAAUUUCAUUUCUUUUGGCAAGGUUUGAACAUUUAUUCCUUGACCAGAAACAUUGGUUUUCUUUUUUGUCAUUUUCUGAGGCUGCAAAGUCACUAUGUUUUCAUCCUAUGUUCUGUCCUUUGAUUUUCUUUAAACAUUUCUAUUCCUCCUUCCGUUCAGUCCCUUCUCUAUUUCCCCAUUCACCCUCCACCCCACACACAUAGACAUGCACACAUGCACCUGCAGAUGGUUCGUUCUAAGAACAGCAGUGAGCACGGCCAUGUCAUCUUUCCUGUGUUUUAAAAUGGGUUUGCAUGUCCUUUUGGUACAAUACCAAAAAGAACCAAGAAAUUUUAUUUAGCUUUUUUUGGGUUUGUAAGACAAGGGAGUAAUCACUCCCUCAUAUGUUAACAUUGAGGUUAAUAUCAAUGUAACCUCAAAAAAUUGAUUACUCUUUGAAAUUUGUACCAAGGAUUAUAUGUGAAGUUGAAUAUUCUAGGACUGUUUCCAUAUGACGGCUAUUUUUGUGCACUACAUCUUAAUUGGCUGACCAGUAACUGAAUUAAUGAAGUGUCUGAGCUCUAGAAGAAGUAAUUUCUCAAUGAUUGUAUUCUUGCUUACUUGUGGAAGGCAUCUAUCUACUUUUAAUGCAAAAGUUCCCCGUGAGUUUUUGUCAUUGUCAGUCAGUAGUAAUCUGGAGGUGACUCAGAACUAGAAAAUCUACGUAGUGGUGGCAAGAAAGUAAGUUCCUAUCAGCAAUCUGCGGAUUUACUACUAGCUCAAAACUUAGAAAAAUAUUAACCCCUGCUAUAUGGCCUAGAUUAUCAAACUGGCUUCCUAUAUGUUCUUUUUGUCCCCACCUCGAGGGCUAAAGUGAACCUGCAGGUGACAAAGCUAGUGCAAGUGGCUUGCUCCACGUCACAAAGUGAUCAUUAUGAGACUGACGCUUACCCUUCUUUAGCCUGCUUAAUGCAUUUCUGCACAAUGACCUAUGACUUAGGAGUUGGUACCAAGGUGAACUGAGAUGGAAUAAAACCUAUUUAUUGAAUGUGAAACAUGCUUAUUAAAAGUGUCCCUAUAAAAACAGGAGGGGGACAAACACCCAACAUAAUCUAUAAAAAAGGACAGGAGACAUUACCUGUGAAAAAACUUAAGGUUUGCAUUUCAAGAUCAAAUGUAAUGCAUUUGAUAUAUACAACUGCAGAGGUUUCUUGAAUGAGUUUACUUGGUAAACUCUAAGAGAUAAUACUAUCUCCCAUUUAAUUGAAUGUGUUUAGCUUUGCUUUGUUUCCAGCCACAUAAAAUCAAAGUUUAAAUUUACUGUUUGCUCAGUGAUAAGAAAGUAAGGAGGCAUACUUGUGAGGUUUUUAAGCUCUUUAUAAACCAGUAAGCUGUUUUAAAUAAAUUUCACUUUUGGUGACUGUUCUGUAACUUCUAACUACCUACUCUUAUAAAUUCCUUUUUUGAUAUUAUAAAAUGGCUGAUGUAUUAGGACUUAACAGAAGCAGUUCUUUACAAUUUUUCUUAAAUAUGUCUUCACAGUUUGUGGUGGUUUGUUUGUUUUACUUUUGUGAUAUAUAGGUGCUGUAAGAGAAGCAUUAUUCCAGAAAUGGUUUUGUAGAAACAGCAAAAGGCAGCUUUGGGUUACUGACAGGAGAGGAGUGUGGUCAUCUAUGGGCUACUGAGGAAUACAAAAUGUUCCCUAAGGAGGAAUUUACAAACCUACUUGGCAAAAAGAAAAACAUUCAUUUCUAAUUUGUUUUUUCUUUUUUUUUUUUUCUAAUUUGUUUUCUUUUGUGAUAUCUGAUGACCUUCCAAGUACAAUCAUAUACUUUGGUUCAAAGCAGAUGCCAGAGGAAUUAUCAUUAGUGGGAAUAAAAUAUUCAUAAAUAUUUUACCAUGGUGAAGUAGAAUAAAUCAGGAUUCCCAAUAAAAUAAUGACUUUCCCCCUCAUCUCUGGGGUAUAUUUACUAUUUAUUACCUUUGGGUUUAUAUAUUUUUAAAAUUUUUUCCCCAUUUCCGCCCCCCCUUGUCAUCCUACUGAUUAAAUACUGUGUAUAAUAAAGUAAGUUAGUAGGGAUUUUUUUUUUUAAUCCACAUAUAUCCGUUUUCAGUUCUUAGCAUAAGGGGGGAAAGAGUUUAAAGAAGCACUUCACCAUGUAGAAGGGAGGAAGUAAUAUUAACUGGUUAUUUCUUUCAUGAUCAAUAUUUAGCCCUCUGCAGACAAGGGAACAAUUCUAGCAGAACUUGAAAACUUGCAAGUUGGAAAUGUAUGUUACUUGAAAGAUGUAAUGAAGCUAAAUUUUGGUGCACAGCAAUUGUACAUGAUUUCAUGUUUAUGUAGCAAAAUGCAUUGAACUGUAUUAGUAUUGAAAUAUACAUGUAAAGAUAGCUCAUGGAAAUUGUCUAUUAUAUUUUCUUGUGUGUCUUGUUUGUUUAGAGCUUAAAUUUUCUUUUUUUUUAAAUUGUUCUAAUUAAAUAGGACUAAAUGAAUACUGUAAUUGAAAAUAUAUUUUAAAUCUUUGUCAUGAGUUUUUAAAAGAAAAAAACUAUUACAAAUUGUAUCAUUCCUGCUUACACAGAACUUUGUGAGUGAUUUUAAAUAAAUUUUAUACUUCUAUUUUGUA